AUGGCUUCUUUCUCCCUUUACGCCUCCCCCUCGCAACCUCCGCCGCAGCCGCUGCCGCAUGCGAUGCUAGCCUCGCGGACGGGGGAGGCGGCUCCGCCAGCGCCCAUCUCCGCGCAUGCGCGCCGAUCCGCGCACGGGCAGCCUGGGCCACGUGGCCCGCCAUGCGCGCCGCCGUCGUUCGGCGAGCCGUGCAAUGCGGCGUGUUUCGCGGCGGUGGGAAGCAACCCAGCCACGGCUCCUGUGGGCGCGUGGUGGGACCUUGCGCGCUGCCCCAUUCCGACAAACGUUCCGCCAAACUUUCCGCUAAACCUUCCCCCGAACAUUCCGCCGAUCGUGCCCCCCGGUGAAGUGGCGGGGCGGCUGCGCGCGGCGCUGGCGGCGCAGCACCGCCACGGGCCGCUAUCCGUGCACGCGUUCGAAGACAUGACGCGAUUGGAUCCGCAAAUCGCGGAGGCGCUGAGCACGUCCUGCGUGACUCUCCACCACGUGCCGUCAGGAUCCACGUCAGCAUCCGCCUCGGCAUUCGCUCCAGUAUCCGCGAACGACGCAGCGCUUCACAUUUCAAGCUUCCAGUCUAGAAUUCAGCCUUCUAGUAACGACGAGUCUAGGAGGCAAGCCGGCACGAGUCUAGGCGUGGAUAAGGCUGUGCUGACGGCGAUGCUUCUCUGGGUGGUAGACCACCCUCCCCCCGCUUCCGUGUUCCUCGUCUCCUCCGACGCUGGCGCCGCCCCCGCGUUGCACGGCAUCCGAUUCCGAUCGUACGACGUCCUCCUAGCCGCGCCGCUAACGACGCUGCUAGCUGCACCGACCUACCCCCCCGCGUCUUGCGAUCCGCAUUCCGCCUCCGCCUCCGCCUCCGCCUCCGCCUCCGCCUCCUUCCCGUCCGCUCACCCGCAGCUCGCAUCGCUCAUGUCCGCCGCGACCAUCACGUGGGACUGGAUCAAGCUGCUCCGCCCCCCGCCGUCUCCUUCCCCCUCACGCGCACCCUCUCCAUUCCCCCCUGCCCCACGCAACCAUCAAAUUCCCGCCUUCUCUUCCGAGCCCUCGUUGCUUCACCCUCACGCGCCCUUCGCCGCCGCACAGCCUGGUGGGGCGCAUGCGCCUUCCGCCGCUCCGCUCCCUGCUUCCGUCCCCCACUAUGCCCCUCACCCCGCCGCUCACCCCGCUGCUCAUCCCUCCGCGCAUCCCUCCGCUCAUAUGGCACACCCUCCUGCGCAUGGGGCGCACGUGGCGCACAGGGCGCAGGGGAGAGCAACAAUGGCACCAAGCGUUCUCUCAGGAAUCCCUGCAGCAGGCGAGGCAGAUCCCCGCGCUACUGUUCAAGUGAGUGCAGCAUGGGGUCGGGAGGGAGUGGAGGGAGGCGGGCAGUGGCAGUGGCAGGCGCAGCAGCCGCAGCAACAGCAGCAACAGCAUGAGCAGCAGUGGCAGCAGCAGCAGCAGCAACAGCAGCAGGAUGCUGUAUGGCAGGCAAUGUCUGAAGAGCAGCAGAAGGGGAGCAUGUGGGGUGCGCAGAUAGCGCAGCAACAGGGGCUAGAGGAGAAGGACGAGGAUGAGGAAGAGGAGGAAGAGGAGGAAGAGGAGGAAGAAGGGGAAGAGGAGGAAGAAGGGGAAGAAGAGGAGGAUGAAGAGGAGGGGGAGGAGCAAGAGGAGAUAGGGAAUCAAGUGCAGGAACAGCAGCCGUGGGGCUCAGGUGCUGGCGCUGGUAGUUCUGCUGGUGCGGCAACAGCAGAAACCAUAAACGGCACACUCAUAGGCGCCAGCACAACAGGAGGCGGGGCUUGUGGCGAGGCUACCACAGUAGGUGCACCACCGACAAUGGCGACAACAUCAAUGGGCGUGCCCACAGGCAAUGCUGCUGCGGUGGUAGGAGCUAGCAGUGGGUCGGCUCCAGGCAGCGCUGCCAGCAGCAGCAUUGGCAAUGGAGUUGCCAUUCCAUUGCCAUUGGCUGUCAGCGGGGUUACCAGCGGGGUUACCAACGGGGUUAUCAGCGGCGUUGUGGCCCCUCCGGCACCGACAGGGUGGGGUACCCCUCCAGCCUCCCCUCCGUUCAAGCCUCCGCCUCCUCUCCCUCCCUCCGCCACUACUUGGGACACUGAUCCUGUUUCCACCACCUCUUGGGACCCUCCUCGACCCGCUCGCCCCCCUGCUGCUGCUGUUUCUGCUUCUGCUGCUGGGGCUGGUGGUGCUGCUGCUGCUGCUGCAGCGCCUUCUCCGUCCCCUGCUUCCGCUGCCACCGUCCCUGCUACUAGCGCUGGUGCGGCUGGUGCUGCAGCUGCCCCAUGGGCAUUAGAAAGUGGCAGCAAGGCCGCGAGGGAUCAGAAGCCUGGAGGAGGAACGGGUUGGGGAGACGGAGAGGGGACUGCGGAUGGGAGGAGUGGAGGGAAUGCGGGGGGUUGGGGCAGUGGAGGGGGGAUGAAUAUGCCCCCAGACCGCUGCAACGUGCUGGGGCGGAUCAAGGAGCGCCUCCGCUCCUCCCGUGCAGUCGGCGCAGCAGCAGCAGCGGCAGUGCAAGAGGAGGCUGAAGCGCUGCUAACCCGCGCCCUGCAAAGUGGGGAGGUCGUGAGUGCGUUCGCGCACGGUAAGGGACUUCAGAAUGCCGGGGGUGGUGGGGCCGGGAGGGGCGUGCGUGUGCUGCUGCCAAAGGAGCUAGUGGGGGGGAGUGGAGGGGGGGGGGGCGAGGGGUGUACAGGCGAGGGAGGCGGGUGCUGGGAGUUCUAUGAUGCGAGCAGGGAUGUGGAUGUGCUUGGAGCAGACGUGUGGGAAGCUUUUGGACGGUUCCUGGCUUCUGCUGACGGGGAGGCUGAGAUGAAGAAGAGCAAGAGCAGUUCCUCUCUUCGCCAUUACUAA
Molecule: messenger RNA, 2847 nt
Organism: Closterium sp. NIES-65
Lineage: Eukaryota; Viridiplantae; Streptophyta; Zygnematophyceae; Desmidiales; Closteriaceae
Source: the annotation of a GenBank genome assembly